GAGGGUCUCUUGGAGUCACGUGACCUGGCCGCCAAAGCGGCGGAAGGGGAGCCGGUCAAAAUGGCGAAGGUCUCGGAGAUGUACGAUGUGACUUGGGAAGAGAUGCGAGAUAAAAUGAGAAAGUGGAGGGAAGAGAACUAUCGGAACAGUGAGCAAAUAGUAGAAGUUGGAGAAGAGUUAAUUAACGAAUACGCAGCUAAGCUUGGUGAUGACAUUUGGAUAAUAUAUGAACAGGUGAUGAUUGCUGCAUUGGACUGCAGCCGGGAUGACUUGGCGAUGUUUUGUCUUCAAGAACUAAGACGGCAAUUCCCAGGGAGCCACCGAGUUAAGCGGUUAACUGGCAUGAGAUUUGAAGCCAUGGAAAGGUAUGACGAUGCAAUCCAGCUGUAUGAUCGGAUUUUACAAGAAGAUUCAACUAAUACUGCGGCAAGAAAGCGCAAAAUUGCCAUUCGAAAAGCCCAAGGGAAAAAUGCUGAAGCCAUCCGAGAGCUGAACGAGUAUCUGGAACAAUUUGUUGGUGACCAAGAAGCCUGGCAUGAACUUGCAGAACUUUACAUCAAUGAACAUGACUAUGCAAAAGCAGCCUUUUGCUUAGAGGAGCUCAUGAUGACUAACCCUCAUAACCACUUAUAUUGCCAGCAGUUUGCAGAGGUUAAAUAUACACAAGGAGGUCUUGAAAACCUUGAAUUAUCAAGAAAAUACUUUUCACAAGCAUUGAAGCUGAACAACCGAAAUAUGAGAGCAUUGUUUGGACUUUACAUGUCUGCCAGCCACAUUGCUUCAAAUUCCAAGGCAAGUGCAAAAAUGAAAAAGGACAAUAUGAAGUAUGCUAGUUGGGCUGCAAACCAAAUCAAUAGAGCUUACCAGUAUGCUGGUCGCAGUAAGAAAGAAACCAAGUACUCUUUGAAAGCUGUAGAAGACAUGUUGGAAGCCCUGCAAAUCACCCAGUCUUAAGCCAUAACAAACCUGUCCAGGAAGCAGAAUUACUUUUUUUAACUCUGCAUCUAAUCUCCAGUCAUCUAAAACUUACGUUAAUUUUAAAUUGCGAACUGUGUUAAUAGUGGGUUUGUGAAAGUGGCUAUCAUAAAUAAUGUGUUUUAUAAAGAUAUGAUUCCUAUUUAUUGCCACUGUGAUGAAAAGCCACUGAAAUAAAUAAAAGGAGCAGAUUUUAUUGAACAUCGGUCUCUUCAGAUCUUAUAUGUGCAGUGAAUGCUUAAGCCCAUAACCUGAUACUAGAAAUAAACUUAAGUGAUGAUAAAGCAGGAUGAUUUAUUGUACGUAAGUAGGUGUGCUGGAAACCUGUGUAUGAAAAUGAAUACCAUAUGGGUGGACAACGUUUUCUGAGCAGAGAAGGUGAUGCAGCAGUACUAAAUAGACAUUAAAUUAGUACUGUUUCUGUUCAGUCUUUAUUGCUAACAAUGUGAAUUGUCAGUGCUUUGUUAUGUCCUUCUGCUGUGUAAUAUGAAAAUACAUGUGUCCAUAAGUUUGAUUGAACAGGACAUCAGUACUGAGUUUAAGCGAUGUUUGAAGUGUGGAAGGAACUGUUGUUAUGUUUACUUUCAUGCUAUUAUUAAAUUCACACUUUAAAUCUC
Anolis sagrei ordinatus is the source of this 1592-nucleotide messenger RNA. RefSeq names its product ER membrane protein complex subunit 2 (gene EMC2). Gene Ontology annotation, molecular function: protein binding. The record is from RefSeq and is a predicted model, not a curated record. Gene Ontology annotation, biological process: protein folding in endoplasmic reticulum. Gene Ontology annotation, cellular component: EMC complex. NCBI's taxonomy places the organism in Eukaryota, Metazoa, Chordata, Lepidosauria, Squamata, Anolidae.